AUGCAGCGCGGCAAAAUAUUGCGGAGCAUAGUUUUCCAUCGGGCCGGGCAGGUUUGUCGGUGCCAAUGUUAAGGGGCAUUACAUGACUUUGUGCCCGUGCUUCGCGGGGUAGUUAGCAGUUUUCUCCAUUCAUUUCGGCAGGUGGCAGAUUUGCUGAAACAUGGAGGCUCUCAUCCCCGUUAUAAACAAGCUUCAGGACGUCUUUAACACAGUGGGAGCCGAUAUCAUCCAGCUUCCGCAAAUUGCAGUUGUGGGAACGCAGAGCAGCGGGAAGAGCUCCGUAUUGGAGAGCCUGGUGGGGCGAGACCUGUUGCCACGGGGAACGGGCAUCGUCACGCGCCGGCCGCUAAUCCUGCAGCUGGUGCACGUAGACCCGGAGGACCGCAGGAAGACAGGCGAAGAGAACGGAGUGGAGAGCGAAGAGUGGGGAAGAUUUCUGCACACCAAAAACAAGAUAUUCACCGACUUCGGCGAAAUCAGGCGAGAGAUCGAAAGUGAAACGGAAAGAAUAUCCGGCAAUAACAAGGGUAUCAGCGACGAGCCCAUUCACCUGAAAGUCUUCUCCCCUCAUGUGGUGAACCUCACGCUGGUGGACCUCCCCGGAAUCACGAAGGUUCCGGUGGGAGACCAGCCCAAAGACAUCGAGGUCCAGAUCAGAGAGCUCAUCCUGAAACACAUCAGCAACCCCAACUGCAUCAUCCUGGCCGUCACGGCCGCCAACACCGACAUGGCCACCUCCGAGGCGCUCAAGCUGGCCCGGGAAGUGGACCCCGACGGACGCCGGACCCUGGCCGUCGUCACCAAGCUGGACCUGAUGGACGCCGGGACGGACGCCAUGGACGUGCUGACGGGCCGGGUCGUCCCCGUCAAGCUGGGCCUCGUGGGCGUGGUCAACAGGAGCCAGUUGGACAUAAAUAAUAAGAAGUGUGUGGCCGACGCAAUUCGGGAUGAAUACGCCUUCUUGCAGAAGAAGUACCCCUCUCUCGCCAACAGAAACGGAACCAAAUAUCUCGCCCGGACGCUGAACAGGCUGCUGAUGCACCACAUCCGCGACUGCCUGCCGGAGCUGAAGACGCGGCUCAACGUGCUGGCGGCGCAGUACCAGUCGCUGCUCGCCGGCUACGGCCAGCCCGUGGGGGACAAGAGCGCCGCCCUGCUGCAGCUCGUCACCAAGUUCGCCGCCGAGUACUGCCACACCAUCGAGGGCACCGCCAAGUACAUCGAGACCGCUGAGCUGUGCGGCGGGGCCAGGAUCUGCUACAUAUUCCACGAGACGUUCGGGCGGACGCUGGAAUCGGUGGACCCGCUGGGCGGCCUCACCACCAUAGACGUUCUGACGGCGAUUCGGAAUGCCACGGGCCCCCGCCCGGCCCUCUUCGUGCCCGAGGUGUCCUUUGAGCUGCUGGUGAAGAGGCAGGUGAAGCGGCUGGAGGAGCCCAGUCUGCGCUGUGUGGAGCUGGUGCACGAGGAGAUGCAGAGGAUUAUACAGCACUGCAGCAACUACAGCACUCAGGAGCUGCUGCGGUUUCCGAAGCUCCACGACGCCAUCGCCGAGGUGGUGACCUCCCUCCUACGCAAGAGGCUGCCAGUGACCAACGAGAUGGUGCACAACCUGGUGGCCAUAGAGCUGGCCUACAUCAACACCAAGCACCCGGACUUCGCCGACGCCUGCGGCCUCAUGAACAGCAACAUAGAGGAGCAGAGGCGCAACCGGAUGAGGGAGCUGCCCGCGGCCGUCCCGCGCGACAAGUCUCUAAAGGGUCCCGGUGGGCCGUCGGCGCCCCCUAGCGAAGCCCCAGCUCCCGCGGAGGCGGAGGGCGCCAAGGGCGGGGCCGGAGGGGGGCCGCAGGGGGACCCGGAGGCCGGCGCGGGGACCUGGAGGGGCAUGCUGAGGAAGGGGGAGGAGGGGCUUCCCGAGGAGCGGGGCAAAGCCACGCCCCCUCGCCCCUCCAGCCCGUGGGGGGGGCACGCCAUCAACCUGCUGGACGUGCCCAUUCCAUUCACCCGGAAGCUCUCCUCUCGCGAGCAGCGUGACUGUGAGGUCAUCGAGAGGCUCAUUAAGUCCUACUUCCUCAUCGUCCGAAAAAACAUCCAGGACAGCGUGCCCAAGGCGGUGAUGCACUUCCUGGUGAACCACGUGAAGGACAGCCUGCAGAGUGAGCUGGUGGGGCAGCUGUACAAAGCAGGCCUGCUGGACGACCUGCUGACCGAGUCGGAGGACAUGGCCCAGAGACGCAACGAGGCGGCGGACAUGCUGAAGGCCCUGCAGAAAGCCAGCCAGGUGAUCGCCGAGAUCAGAGAGACGCACCUGUGGUGAACCGCCCUGGCCCCGCCCCCCUCCCCUCCUUCUCUCAAGGCCCUGCACAUCCUAUCAAGGCUCCGCCUCCUCCUGCCCAAGCCCCGCCCCCCCACCUUCCAAAGGCCCCGGAACCCCGUCCGAGAAGGCGGAGCGCCUCCGGCACCACCUGAAAUUGCACUGUCGUGAAUCGCGGCGCACCGAACGUCGUUUCAUUUCCUGUACAUAGGCUAAGAAACGAAGACUGUCGCACGUCGCACUUAGACCACGCCUCACGCCUCGCUCGCCAACGUGUUCCGUAAACGCGAUAGCGAAUUUUAAAAAACCUGCACGACUCGUCCGCUCGCUCGGGGUCCGGGUGGCGCGAAAGCGCGCCGGCGAUUCUGUUCGGAGUCCCCCAGUUCCCUCUCGCUGGAGGAUCAGGGGAAUAAAAGGAAACUGCGGGUUUUGCAUAACCGUAAAACGUUUACGCUUUUUAUUUCACGCGUCACCCCAUUUCACAACAGCCAAGUACUAUACACAGACACUCCAGCGCCAUGGAGCGGGAACGAAACAGCGAACGGAUAUGAGGAUAAAGUGCGGACUGUCGAGUUUAAUUCGCAGGUAUUUACAUCCACGUCAGGCAGUAAGUGUAGGAAUUACAGCACCUUUUAUAUACGUGGACCCUCCAUUUUGGAUCCGGGUUAAAAUCGGCCUAGUGCCCCCAUUUUGCCCUCGAGAGGAAGAUCGAGUGUCCCUGCUCCAAAGUGUCAUUUGGCAAAUGAUGCCUUUUAUGAGAGGUACUGACGGGUGGAAACAGUUGGGGUAAUAUUUUUCGAGAGCACAGACAGUGCCGGUCACUGAUACUAAUGCGGAGUCAACGUGCGUGGCCAUGGUCCAAAACCUGCAUGGUUUUAACAUGGACGCACAGCUCCAACCGAGCACCUUGAGUUUUAGUUUUUUUUUUGACAGCUCCAUAAAUUACUGCAGCUAACUCCUAGUAGGCUACUUGAGCACAGUAGAAUCUUUAGGGUACACUCGCGGUCUGCGGCCGCAGCUUGUGCUAAAACUCGUAGCUUGUGUCAGAUCGAGACGUGACUGAGCUAAAUUAAAUAAUCAAGGGCAGAGGUUGGAGCAAAAUCCUGAAAUGGAUCGGCCCUUGCUGUGCACCCAUUUUAACAGUUUUAAGGGACAUUUCACGGAACGCAUUUUCAGCCGCUGAUGCAGAGAUGGGCUGUAACUAUAACUCAGCACACACAGGCGGCCCAGGACAGAUUUCGGAAACCUCUGACUUAGAGCUGAACGUUUACACCGGUGGCCGGAAGCUCCUGACAAGGAGGGCGGAGUCCGUUUCGGGAUUCCAUGCCAACAUCUGCCCUUAGUUACAUAAUUUGCCAAAUCGGUCAUAUCAUCUUUCAUGGAUGCUAAGCUAAUUGACUGGGUUCAACGGCCUUAAUUGAACAAGACAUUUGCUGUGUGCGAGAACAACUGAACUUGGGAGGGUGUGUUCCCUCUUCAUUUUACCAGGGAAAUAAUUAUGUUGAAUUUCAGUCUUUAUCCUCUAGGUGUCACUGUAGGAGCUGAAAUUGCAGUAAUCGCGGGUCCGCUGCACAUUUUACUAUGCGAGGAAGCACGCGAACAUCCAUUAGCAUGACGUGGGCGGCUCCGUAUUUUUGACCCUCGGCAUUUUAUGUUUCCGCUGCGGGUUGUCAUUACUCUGAGGACGUUUAACUGGCAGCCAGUUUAAUCACCGAUAUGUUUUAUUAGCCUACUUUGUAUCAGCAAGGGCAACAAAACAGGUCGGACAAAGUGAAAAAAAAAAUGCUUGUCCCUUUUCCAUAGCAACAGAAGCCCCCAAGCCACCACAAGGUGGUGCGUGACCAUUUCUUUUUAUGAUACAGCAAAUUUAUAGCUUGCCAUUGUUGGUAUGUGGUUUGUAUGAUAGUAUUGUAAACAUAAUGACCGGGGAAAAUCCAAUGUAUGUGCUGGUGCUUUAUUGACAAAUGUAGGUAGAGACAGUAAAAAUGGCACAAAGUGGAUGAUG
Molecule: messenger RNA, 4319 nt
Organism: Anguilla rostrata (American eel)
Lineage: Eukaryota; Metazoa; Chordata; Actinopteri; Anguilliformes; Anguillidae
Product: dynamin-1-like protein
Exons: 19
Coding region: 161-2317 (718 amino acids)
Biological process (GO): mitochondrial fragmentation involved in apoptotic process; mitochondrial fission
Cellular component (GO): membrane; microtubule; mitochondrion
Molecular function (GO): GTP binding; microtubule binding; GTPase activity
Source: RefSeq, a predicted model, not a curated record